UUCUGAGAGAGAUCUUCCCUGUUUCAUCUGUUUUAGAGGGGAAACAGUUGGACCUUGUUUGAGGGGGUGGAGACAGAAGCCCCUGCCACCACAUCCUGGACCCAAGCCUCAGCCCUGGUCCCUCCUCCUUUCCUCUGGACAGCUGAAAUCAUUCAACUGAGGACAGCACGUUGGCUACACCAUGACCUCCACACUCUUCUUUUUACUCUGUCUUGGGCUGUGUCUGAGCCAGAGGAUCAGAGCACAGGAGGGCCCUCUCCCCAAACCUAACCUCUCAAUUCAGAAAGAUUUUAUCCGGGUCUCAAGGGGCAAUGUGACCUUCAGAUGCAACAUAUCAGAUGAUGAUUUGCCACCCCAGAAAUGGACAUAUCUUCUAUUCAAGGAUGGAAAUUCCAAGCCCUUAUAUGAAAAGACUACAGAAGCAAGCUGGGUUGAGUUCAGCUUACUGUUUGACCCAACCCAAGAUUUUGGGAACUACAGCUGCAAGUAUUUUGCCUCUCAGAACCCACAAAUGGAGUCGGAAGCCAGUGCGGUCCUGGAGAUUUCUGAGAAAGAGCAUCUUCCAGCUUCAGCCCAGCCAGUUCUUGAGUGUGGUAGAGAACACCUCCCCUGCUCUAAAUUUGAUGAACUGGAUGAAUAUGUCACAAUAAGUGUCAAAAACCACUCUCAUCAUCAUCUGCUGAAUCAUUAUUCUCUUCCUCUUUUUAUUGGCCUUCUUCUGUCAUCAACACUCCUAUACUGAAUUCAGCGACUGAGGACCAACAAGGAGUGACAUACAGCCAGCUGAAUAUAGAGAUCCUGAGUAAGGGGAAGUCAGUCCCCUCUAUGACACCUCAAGAGACUGUAACAUAUAGAUAACACUGUAGCUUGGCAGUAAGGGGCAACCAGAGACAUAUGAGUCAUUUGGAAAAUAAACAUGAAAUUCAAACAGAGGACUGGGGAUUCAAAGUGUAAUAUGGGCAUAUGAUUCCAGAGUGAGUGGCACACAAGCUUGAAUCAUGUGAAGCACUUGAGGGAGAAGGCACCUGGCUCGUGGUAUACCAUGGGCAAAUACAUAAUGUUCAAUAACUCCUAACCUUGAUUUAGCAACUAUAUCAAACAAAAAACCUUUUAAAAGCAUUUAGUCUUAGAGUUAUAAAACCACAAUAUAUCUUUCAACAUCUAGUGGCAAAUUUUGAUAGAUGCCUAAGAUAGGACAUCAUUUGCUGCAAACACUUUUUUUUGUUCUUCUCUUUCUAUGGGUAUAUCAAAUUAUGGAAUUGUUUUGUUUUCAAAAAUAAUUGAAAAGGAGGAAAAUUGCAAGAAAUGUCUGGAAUAUAGGUCAACAUGCUCAUAUUUUUCUUAAUAUUGAAUCAAUCCUGCAUUCCUGGUAUAAAUCCUGUCUGGUCAUAGUGUACAAUCUUUGGGAUAUAUUACUAUAAUCUCCUAGAUAGCAUUUCAUUUUAAAUUUUUGCAUCAAUAUUCAUUAGAGAAAUUUAUCUAUAAUUUUCUUUCUCUGCUUUUGCUCUUCCUGUUUAUGUAUUAGCACCAUAUCUGUCUUGCAAAAGAAAUUUGAUAGAACUCUCUCUUUGCCUGCUUUUCCAAAUAGUUGAUAUGAUAUUAGAAUUAAUUGUUCUUGCUUGAUAGAAUUCACUUCAUCUAUCUGGCUCUGAGAAUUUUUUUCUUAGGGAGUUAAUUAAUGGUUUGUUCAAUUUAUUUUUCUAAGAUGGGAUCUUUUAGGUAUUCUAUUUCCUUUUCUGUUCAUUUAUGCAAUUACGUGUUUGUAAAUAUUCAACCAUUUCAAUUCAUUUAGAUUGUCAGAUUUAUUGGUAUAUUAAAUAAAAUUCUUGACCUAACAAACAAAAUAGCACCUAAGAAUUGCUUUCAUUGAUGGUAA
Molecule: messenger RNA, 1876 nt
Organism: Antechinus flavipes (yellow-footed antechinus)
Lineage: Eukaryota; Metazoa; Chordata; Mammalia; Dasyuromorphia; Dasyuridae
Product: T-cell-interacting, activating receptor on myeloid cells protein 1-like
Exons: 7
Coding region: 182-742 (186 amino acids)
Source: RefSeq, a predicted model, not a curated record